ACUCACAGAGACCCAGGUCACGUGACUGACCCCUUCGCCCCGCCCCCUUUCAUCUUCUCUCCCCCGAGCCCCGCCCCCUGGCCACGCCUCCUGCGUCACGUGUCCACGGGCCCUGACAUCCGGGGCCCUGACAUCCGGGGCCCUGACAUCCACAUCCGGGCCUCGCCUGAGCCAACACGUGCGCAGCCUGGGCCCUUCUUCCCGCCACUUCUCCGUCGACUGCCUGCAGAGGGGUCAAAGGGUGUGCUUGGACGUGGGAAACACAACGCGAGAACGAGAUGGACGUCAGCUGCCACCACAACGAGACGAUCGCAUUCUUCUACCGCAACAGCAACAAGCCGCUCUACGACGAGUGGUCCUUCACCAGCACGCUGGUCAUGGUGCUCGGCCUGACCUUGUGCCUCGGCAUCAUUCUGGCCAACGCCCUCGUCAUGUUCGCCGUGUACAUCAACAAGACAUUCCACCACCCCGUCUACUUUCUCAUGGCCAACCUGGCCGCGGCGGAUUUCUUUGCCGGAGUGGCGUACAUCUACCUGGUUGUCAACACGGGGCCCAACACUCGCAAGCUGUCGCUGGAGACCUGGAUGCUGCGCCAGGGGCUGAUCAACACGAGCCUCACCGCCUCCGUCGCCAGCCUCCUGGUCAUCGCCAUCGAGCGCCACGUCGCGCUGUUCCGGAUGCAGCGGAUGAGCGAGCGGCGCGUCGUGACGGUCGUCGCGAUCAUCUGGCUCGUGGCCAUCAUCGCCGGCGCCAUGCCCACCAUGGGCUGGAACUGCGUCUGCGACGUCGGCACGUGCUCCACCAUGGCGCCGCUGUACAGCGCCAGCUACGUCGCCUUCUGGGCCGGCUACAACCUCUCCAUGUUCCUCAUCAUGGCGGGGCUCUACGGCCACAUCUUCGUGAACAUGUGGAGGGACAGGAUACCCGUGCUGCAGAAUAGCUCCAGGUGCUCCCGGAGGCAAGACGCCCCCGUGAGCUUGCUCGUAACGGUCACCAUCAUGUUGGGAGCCUUUAUUGUGUGCUGGACGCCGGGCCUGGUGAUUCUGCUGCUGGAUUCCUUCUGCUCGGACUGCAACGUCCUGGCCUUCGAGAAGUACUUCUUGCUCAUAGCGGAGCUCAACUCCGCCAUGAACCCCAUCAUCUACUCGUUUCGGGACACGGAGAUGAUCGCCACUUUCAAGCGCAUCCUGAGCUGCCGAAAAGCGGGAUGCGUCGCAGCGAGCGGCUCCGAAAAAUCAAUUUCCACGUCGAAUCCCAACCUGGUUACGGAGAUCGGUCACGUGACCACCGCGAGUGCGAUGAAGAUGAAUCAGAUUGUCAUCUAAUAUCUAAUUGGGCUAACCAUGCAUGUUUUGAUAAUUGUUCUUUUACCCUUCUAUCUGGCAACAAA
Lethenteron reissneri (Far Eastern brook lamprey) is the source of this 1390-nucleotide messenger RNA. RefSeq names its product lysophosphatidic acid receptor 1-A-like. Gene Ontology annotation, cellular component: membrane. Gene Ontology annotation, biological process: G protein-coupled receptor signaling pathway. NCBI's taxonomy places the organism in Eukaryota, Metazoa, Chordata, Hyperoartia, Petromyzontiformes, Petromyzontidae. The record is from RefSeq and is a predicted model, not a curated record. Gene Ontology annotation, molecular function: lysophosphatidic acid receptor activity.